Molecule: messenger RNA, 951 nt
Organism: Synchytrium microbalum
Lineage: Eukaryota; Fungi; Chytridiomycota; Chytridiomycetes; Synchytriales; Synchytriaceae
Gene: PDX3
Product: pyridoxal 5'-phosphate synthase
Exons: 5
Coding region: 1-951 (316 amino acids)
Biological process (GO): pyridoxine biosynthetic process
Molecular function (GO): pyridoxamine phosphate oxidase activity; FMN binding
Source: RefSeq, a predicted model, not a curated record
AUGUCCACUGAAGCUUAUAUACCCAAAGUCAUAAAGAAGCCCGAUGUUGCCAACAUGCGCGUGAAUUACUCACAAAAUGUGCUAGUCGAGGAGCAAGGAGUCGACCCCAAUCCAUGGAAGCUCUUUCAAACGUGGUUUGAAGAAGCAAAAGAUUCGAAUCCGCCGGAUCGAGAAGUCAAUGCGAUGGUCUUGGCAACAUCAGUCGACAAUCGUGUGUCAUCCCGUGUUGUCUUGAUGAAGGAUUACGAUGAACGAGGAUUUGUCUUCUAUACCAACUACGAAUCUCGUAAAGCUUCCCAGAUCAAAGCAAAUCCUCAUGUUGGUCUCAAUUUCUGGUGGGGACAACGAUCUGUACGGAUUGAGGGAGUGGCUGAAAAGGUGUCUGAAGAAGAGUCAACAGAGUAUUACAACUCAAGGCCAAAAGGAUCACGUUUGGGAGCUUGGGCAUCCCAUCAGUCAUCGGUGUUGCCUAGUCGCAAGCCGCUGGAAGAAGAAUAUAAAAGGCUAGAGCAUGAAUAUGCACAUGCUGAUGCCAUACCUAAGCCGCCUUUCUGGGGUGGUUUUAGAGUCAAACCUGAAGUAAUCGAGUUUUGGCAAGAAUGGUCUUCAAAAGAGCUUCUACAGAACGGAGAUGAAGUCGUCAUCUUGUAUUGUGUACCAGAUGCAGAGCCCAACAUCGAUACGGAUUCGAUCUUUAUGCCUUCCGCCAACACUGGACAAGAAGCCGAAAUUGCUGAAGCUGCCAAGUUUGCCGAACAGUGGGCGUCGACAUUGAAGGAAGCACUCCAAAAAAACAACAAGGAAAUCACUACUCAAGUCGACGUUGACGUUGGAAGUCCCGGUCCUUUGAUCUGUUUAAAGGUCCAGAAGUGGUCGCCACGUUUCGUAAUUCUCGGUACCCAUGGAAGAGGCCUAGUGUCCAAUUGGUUGAUGGGAAGCGUUAGCCAGUAA